AUGUCGGCGAAUGAAGAACUUCAAUGGACACGAAUUGAAACAAACGGUGCACGACCUGAAUCGCGUAGUGGUCAUAGUGCCGUUAUUUAUAAUAAUUCUAUGUAUAUAUUUGGUGGUUUAGGUAAACAUCGAUAUAAUGAUUUAUUUAAAUUUGAUUUUGAUACAUAUCAAUGGACAGAAAUUAAGCCUAAAGAUGAAUCAACAUUACCAACCAAACGUUUGAAACAUAGUGCUUGUAUUUAUGAUAAUAUGAUGUAUAUUUUUGGUGGAUGGGAUUCAUCAGGAAAAUUAAAUGAUAUGUAUAGAUAUAUAUUUGAUCGAAAUGAAUGGGAAAUUGUUCCAUGUUCAAAUUCACCACGUGCACGUAGUGCACAUUCAGUUGUUGUUUAUAAAAAUUCGAUGUAUCUAUUUGGUGGAAUUGGUGAUAAUAAAUUUAAUGAUAUGCAUCGUUUUUCAUUUAAAACAAAUCAAUGGUUUAUUGUUAAUCAAAUAAAUCCACCACCACGUCGAAGUUCAUAUGGUGGUGCACAUAUAUAUAAUGAUCAUCUUUAUAUUGUAUGCGGUUUAGGUUGUGGAAAAUUUAAUGAUUGUCAUUCAUUUAACUUUAAUACAUUAGAAUGGACAGAAUUAAAAUAUAGUGAUAGUUCUCGUGUUAUUCCAGCUAAACGUGGUCGUCAUAGUUGUAUUUUAUCGAAUGAAAAUCUUUAUAUGUUUGGAGGUUAUGUUGGUAUACAACGAAGUAAUGAAUUAUUUGUACUUAAUCUUCAAACACAUCAAUGGCAACAAUUAAAAUUACAAAAAAAUGUUCCAUCAGCACGAGAAGGACAUAGUGCAGUUUUAUAUAAUGGAUAUAUGUGGUUAUUUGGUGGAUGGCAUGAUAAUGGAUGGUAUAAUGAUAUUUAUACACUUGGAGUACUUUAA
Adineta steineri is the source of this 921-nucleotide messenger RNA. The record is from the annotation of a GenBank genome assembly. Lineage: Eukaryota; Metazoa; Rotifera; Eurotatoria; Adinetida; Adinetidae.